This is a messenger RNA of Hibiscus syriacus, 2010 nucleotides long. RefSeq names its product probable serine/threonine-protein kinase At1g09600. The record is from RefSeq and is a predicted model, not a curated record. Gene Ontology annotation, biological process: protein phosphorylation; positive regulation of transcription elongation by RNA polymerase II. Gene Ontology annotation, molecular function: cyclin-dependent protein serine/threonine kinase activity; ATP binding; RNA polymerase II CTD heptapeptide repeat kinase activity. Gene Ontology annotation, cellular component: cyclin-dependent protein kinase holoenzyme complex; nucleus. The coding region runs from base 1 to 2010 and encodes 669 amino acids. The transcript has 8 exons. NCBI's taxonomy places the organism in Eukaryota, Viridiplantae, Streptophyta, Magnoliopsida, Malvales, Malvaceae.
AUGGGUUGCAUCUGUUCGAAGGAAACUCAAUCAAAUGAAUAUGUCGGGGAUAAUAAGUAUAACCAUGGGGAGAAAGAGGACAACGUUAAGGCGGAGACGAACGCCGCUGCGUGGUUGAUUUCGAGCCAGCAGCCGAGCCAAAAGUCCGGUUCCGACGACGAGAAAAACAAGAUGACAUUGGCGGUCGUUGAGAAGUUUAAAAACACCCCAUCACAGAUUCAAAGGGGACUAUCAUUGGAUGCGCAGGCAAGGGGUGGACAAGGGCACCAGCAGAGGUUUUCGAGGCUCGUGAGCGUGACCGGUGGGGAGAGAGGCGGGCAGAUCGUUUCCGGCUGGCCGUCGUGGUUAGUAUCCAUCGCCGGAGAAGCCAUCAGUGGGUGGAUUCCUAGCAAGGCAGACUCGUAUGAACGGUUGGAAAAGAUCGAUCAAGGGGCUUACAGCAGCGUGUACAAAGCUCGGGACGUCGAAACGAACAGGAUAGUCGCCUUGAAGAAAGUUCGAUUUGGUAAUAUGGAUCCCGAGAGUAUUCGAUUCAUGGUGAAGGAGAUUAUUAUUCUACGCAGGCUUGAUCACUCGAAUGUUAUGAAGCUUGAAGGUAUAAUCACUUCUAGGGUGUCAGGAAGUUUGUACCUUAUAUUCAAAUACAUGGAGCAUGAUCUUGCAGGGUUUGCAGCAACGCCGGGGAUUAAACUCACCGAGGCUCAGAUCAAGUGCUAUAUGCAGCAGCUGCUCAAUGGACUCGACCAUUGCCAUAGUCGAGGCAUUCUGCAUCGUGACAUCAAGGGUGCAAAUAUCCUGAUAGACAAUAAUGGUAACCUCAAGAUUGCUGAUUUCGGACUGGCAACUUUUUCCCAUGCCGAUGAGAAGCGGCCUAUGGCGAGCCGUGUCGUAACUUUGUGGUACCGCCCUCUGGAGCUUUUGCUCGGUUGUACAGACUAUGGAGCUGCCGUUGAUCUGUGGAGCGCUGGUUGCAUUCUCACAGAACUAUUUGCUGGAAAGCCUAUCGUGCCUGGAAGAACAGAGGUGGAGCAACUACAUAAAAUCUUCAAGCUCUGCGGAUCACCUUCGGAAGAGUAUUGGAAGAGAUUGAAAUUACCGCACGCUACCCUUUUUCCAUACCUAACACUUUUCAAACCUCAACGACCAUAUAACCGUAGCAUUAGCGACACAUUCAAGGACUUCCCUGCUUCUACUCUGGACUUGUUGGAGGUUCUUCUUGCAACAAAACCCGAGCUUCGUGGAACUGCUUCUUCGGCACUGCAGAGUGAGUUCUUUACAACAAAUCCUCUCCCCUGUGAUCCAUCAACUUUGCCCAAGUACCGACCUAAUAAAGAGUUCGAUGUCAAGCUUCAAAAUGACGAAUCUGUAACGUAUUUUCCGGCUUUCGGGAAAGUUCGCGAAAACAAUUCCUUUAUAAAGCUUUCCAGAGAAUCGUCAGCGAUUCUCGAUCCCGAAUUCAAUGCCGGGUUACAGCCAUCUAUUCAGAACCGGCAAUGGCAGUUGAAUACUAAAAUUUUCAUCGAAGUAGAUCGUCCAGGCUGCCCUACCGAGCCUCGGAAAGGAAUGCCGAGAAACGUAUACUCUCAUUCCAGCCUGUCAAUGCACAGUGGUAACUUUGGAACGUCACGGAUUAUGGACAGAAACCAGAUCCCAUCUAUCAAGGCUAGUGCUCGACAAUUCGGAGCAGCAGAAUUGUCCCGAUUUUCUAACUCCGUUGCUGUUAGAGGCCAUUCACGGUUCCAUAUGACCGGUCCACAGUGGCCCGAAGGGCAUUUUAAAGCCGGAUUUAGCCAUCUCGAUAACGAUCAAUCCUUCCAUUGUUUAUCUAAUAAGCCGAACGCUUCGCACCUAUUGUCCAAGGAAUCGGCGGUGAAGCGUUAUGUUCCGAACGAAAACCGAAUCCAUUGUUCGGGGCCAUUGAUUCCUCCUGGUCCCGGAGAAAACCUUGACGAAGUGAUGAAAGAGCACGAGAGACAAAUGCAGUAUGCCGACCGCAAAUCUCUGUCCUAA